GUACCAUUAGGGUGGGCGUUACUGGUUGAGUCAUUUAAAUCCUCCCUAGCGCUUUCUUAUUCAGACUGCUGGAGAUCAUGAAGGCGGCUGUUUCUGCUUUUUACUCGAGGGACCUGGAAUGGUUUGCCUUGAAUGGUUCCUCAAUCAUGCUCAAUGGCUGCAUUCAUAGUCUCUCCACUGAAGACUCACGCAUAGUUUCCACAACAUCACGGCAUGCAUUUGGGACUGUAGGAGUUACAGUCAUCAUAUUUAUAACCGGCUGCAUCAGUAUGCUAACAGUACUGGGCAAUGUUCUGGUUCUUCUAUCAAUCAAAGUCAACCGCAACCUCCGAACCAUCAACAACUACUUCCUCUUCAGUCUGGCUUGUGCUGACCUCAUCAUUGGUGUGUUUUCCAUAAAUCUCUACACCGUGUAUGUUGUUAAGGGCUAUUGGCCCUUGGGACCACAGAUGUGCGACUUGUGGUUAGUUGUGGAUUAUGUGGCAAGUAACGCAUCUGUGAUGAACCUCCUCGUGAUCUGUUUCGAUCGCUACUUCUGCGUCACCAGGCCACUUAGUUACCCGGUCGGGCGCACUGCGGGACGGGCGGGGGCGAUGAUCGCAGCGGCUUGGUUGCUGUCUCUGGUUCUCUGGGCUCCGGCCAUCCUAUUUUGGCAGACUGGGUGGGACGGUCGUAAGGUACCAAAGGGCGAGUGCUACAUCCUGCUCCUUGCCAACCCUGCGGUAACCCUGGCAACCACCAUCCCUGCAUUCUACCUUCCUGUUAUAAUAAUGACGGUACUGUACGCUCGGAUAUCCCUGGUCAGUCAAAGGCGAGUUUGUAAGCAAAAGACAAGUGGAGCAUUGGUAAACACAAACCCUGAUAUAGUAAAAGACAUUCAACUGGAUGAAUCUGACCUCAAGGUCUGCAGUGUCCCUUCAAUAAAAGCUGGCAAAAUGGACAACUCUGCAAAUUCAAGCUUUGAUGCCUCCGUGGAAGGAGUGGAUACAAAACCAGAGAUGUUAGAUUGUAACAGUACGCCAUUCAGAAACCAUACCACAGCUUGUAAGGUUCUCACAGAUGUCUCCAAGUUGACUCGACAAAGAGCUUUGAGAGAGAGAAAGGUGACCAGGACUGUUUUUGCCGUCCUCCUGGCUUUCAUCUUCACCUGGACGCCUCAUAACGUCAUGGUGCUCAUCGGUACCUUCUGUCACUGGUGUGUUCCUGAGGUUCUGUGGAUGGUGGGAUAUUUUCUUUGCUACAUCAACAGCAUGGUUAACCCGGUAUGCUACGCUUUGUGUAAUGACACUUUUAAAAGAACAUUCAAGCGACUGUUAAUGUGCCAGUUCAAAAAGCUGAACUUAAAAUGAGCUCAACAAAUUCCUGAGUUCAUAUUAGUACCUCAUAGGGUACAUAUUGGUACCAAAUGUACAUACAGUUGAAUUCCAACAAAAGCAAACCUCAGGAGUGACAAAGUCAUCCAACAGCCAUGUAAAAAACUAAGUGUAUACCAAGACACAAAAGAUGUGAUUAAAAA
This is a messenger RNA of Misgurnus anguillicaudatus (oriental weatherfish), 1516 nucleotides long. It is a transcript of the gene chrm4b, whose product is annotated as cholinergic receptor, muscarinic 4b. Gene Ontology annotation, molecular function: G protein-coupled serotonin receptor activity; G protein-coupled acetylcholine receptor activity. Gene Ontology annotation, cellular component: synapse; plasma membrane; dendrite. NCBI's taxonomy places the organism in Eukaryota, Metazoa, Chordata, Actinopteri, Cypriniformes, Cobitidae. The record is from RefSeq and is a predicted model, not a curated record. Gene Ontology annotation, biological process: G protein-coupled receptor signaling pathway, coupled to cyclic nucleotide second messenger; chemical synaptic transmission; adenylate cyclase-inhibiting G protein-coupled acetylcholine receptor signaling pathway.